AUGUCUAUCUCUCCUUUUAAUCUCUUCGCUCUCCCGCUAUCACUACUCAUCGGAAAGCGCUACACCGUCCUCGGUUCGCUCGUCAUCUUUAUCGCGUGUAACAUUUGGUCCGGCGAAGCGAGUGACUACUACUCCCUUCGAAACUCACGCAUCGUUGGUGGAUUGGCUGGUGGUCUCGUCGAGGCUCUCGGUCCCAUCAUCGUAGCUGAGACGUUUCCCACUCAUCAGCUUGGAAGAGCCAUGGUCGUCUACGUUGGCUUCCUCGCUGCUGGCUCCGCGAUCGGUCCAAUGGUCGCUGGUGCAGUUGGAGUCAGUCUGGGGAGCUGGAGGUGGUACCUGAGGAUUCUGACCAUCGCGACUGGCCUGAAUCUUUUUGGUUCCAUCUUGAUGCUUCCUGAGACAACCCACGAUAUCGAAGAGCUGGACGCGGCUCAACCCAGACCUGGAAGCUCGCCCGUCGCCGAGCCGAAACCUACGAGCACCUCGGUCGAAGAUAUCUGCAUCUCAUCACCGGCCGGAACUACAACUGGAGAGAUCUCUCCUGCCAGCUUCAGAAAGGAGUACAUUUCGAGGUCCUUUAGCAGCGAGUUUAUGCCGAUGAAGUGGAAGGAAAUGGGUCUAUCACUGGUCCGGCCGCUGCAGCUGCUCAUGGCACCUCAAGUCCUAGUCACCGUCUACAUUUUUGGCCUAACCAUUGGCUGGACUGUCAUCAUCUCCAUCCUCAUCGCCAUCACCUACGCUCAACCUCCUUUGUUGUGGAAUUCGCGUUCGAUUGGUCUACUCAACGUCGGUUCUCUUAUCGGUCUUCUUAUUGGCCUCCCCGUUGGUGGUUACCUCGCAGACCUUCUCUUCAUUCGCUCAACAAAGGGACGCACCCAGGAGCCUAAUCCUAGGAGUAGACUGCCAAUGAUGCUUGUCGGAGGAAUUGCCAGCCCUCUUGGCUGCAUUAUCCUCGGCCAUGGACUUCAAAACCCUGUCCACUGGAUCGUUGUCUGCGUCGGAUGGAGUCUCCUUGCAUUUGGCUUGACAGGAUCGGCUAAUGUCCUGCUUACUUAUUCGGUCAACACUAUGCCUUCGCGAGCAGGAGAUAUCGGUGUCCUUGUAAAUGUCAUGAAGAAUUGCUUGGCCUUUGGCGUAUCCUACUCGGCCAUCAGUUGGAUGAACGGUAUGGGCCCAUUGAAGCAGUUCGCAACUAUGGCUGGUCUUCUCUGGCUUGGUUACUUUCUGGUGAUUCCGGUUUGGGUUUGGAGCAAGUCUAUUGUCCGCAGGAGCGCUGUUUAUGCUCGGUAG
Molecule: messenger RNA, 1290 nt
Organism: Fusarium musae
Lineage: Eukaryota; Fungi; Ascomycota; Sordariomycetes; Hypocreales; Nectriaceae
Exons: 2
Coding region: 1-1290 (429 amino acids)
Biological process (GO): transmembrane transport
Molecular function (GO): transmembrane transporter activity
Source: RefSeq, a predicted model, not a curated record